Molecule: messenger RNA, 3149 nt
Organism: Ricinus communis (castor bean)
Lineage: Eukaryota; Viridiplantae; Streptophyta; Magnoliopsida; Malpighiales; Euphorbiaceae
Product: calmodulin-binding protein 60 D
Exons: 8
Coding region: 703-2604 (633 amino acids)
Biological process (GO): regulation of salicylic acid biosynthetic process
Cellular component (GO): nucleus
Molecular function (GO): sequence-specific DNA binding; DNA-binding transcription factor activity; calmodulin binding
Source: RefSeq, a predicted model, not a curated record
CUUAAUAAAAUAGAAUAAAAAUAAAACCAAAACCCAAGUCCCAAAUCCAACGCCUCUAACUUCUCAUCUUCUAUCUGUGACCUACCCUACAAAAGGGGUACUGUCCUCCUUCGUUCCCCUACGGGGUAAAGAGCCGUCACUGUUGUUGUACUAGUAGUGAAUAAGAGCAGAGCACAUCAGAAAUAGACGACAAAAUUCGUGAUACAGAAUCAUCUUUGUUCUUUUCUUUUAACGUCGAAAAUUCUUCGCUAUUUCCUCGAAAUUUCUUAUAUUCUUACAACAUUUAAACAAAAUAAUGGUCUCUUUUUUCUCUUUAAGGUAUCGAAUUCGCUUUCUUUUUUUUUUUUGUUUUCCCGCUCGCUUUUGUCUUUCUCUUCGUCUCUCUUCAUAAAAUUAAAGUUAAAGUGUUCUUUUUUCUUUUUUUUUUUGCCUUUUUAGCUUUUUGUUAUUCUCUUUCUAUUCUUUUCUAUUCGAAUUUGGAAUUUGGGUUCAUUAAAUAAGUCUCUGUUUGGUAAAUGGAUUUGCAUUUACCUGUUUAAAAUUUUUAUUUGGCUUAGCCUGUGUUUUUUCUUUGUUUGUUUACGAGAUAGAGAAACUUGGUGUUUUCAUUGCAGGUAAAUUUGCAAGCUUUACUUUUUUUUAUUAUUAUUUUAUUUUAUUUCUGGGAAACCAAACAAAAGGGGGUGCUGGGCAUUGGUAAAGAUGCAAACGAGGUUCAUGGAGAGAUCAAGUAGUAUGGCCCGAGAAAAGAGAGGAUUGGAUUCAAGCUCUGGUGAUGAAGGCCAGCCUGAUAAAAAAAGACCUGCUUUAGCUAGUGUAAUUGUUGAAGCUCUCAAGGUGGAUAGUCUGCAGAAACUUUGUUCGUCAUUGGAGCCUAUUCUUCGAAGAGUUGUUAGUGAAGAAGUGGAGCGUGCUUUAGCAAAAUUAGGCUCUGCCAAACUUACGGGACGGUCUUCUCCUAAAUGUAUUGGAGGGCCUGAUGGAAGAAACUUGCAAUUGCACUUCAGGUCCAGGUUGUCCCUCCCUCUCUUUACUGGUGGGAAAGUAGAAGGAGAGCAGGGUGCUGCUGUCCAUAUUGUGUUGAUUGAUGCAAACACAGGACAUGUUGUGACAUCGGGUCCUGAAUCCUCAGUGAAAUUGGAUGUAAUUGUUCUUGAAGGUGAUUUUAAUAAUGAAGAUGAUGAUAAUUGGACUCCAGAAGAAUUUGACUCUCAUGUAGUUAAAGAGCGUGAGGGUAAGAGGCCACUUCUAACUGGGGACCUGCAAGUGACACUGAAAGAAGGUGUAGGAACUCUCGGCGAGCUGACAUUUACUGACAACUCAAGCUGGAUAAGAAGCAGAAAGUUCAGAUUAGGUUUGAAGGUUGCCCCAGGCUUUUGUGAUGCGAUUCGUAUACGUGAAGCAAAAACUGACGCCUUCACUGUUAAGGAUCACCGAGGAGAAUUAUACAAGAAGCACUAUCCACCGGCAUUACAUGAUGAGGUAUGGAGAUUGGAAAAGAUUGGCAAGGAUGGAUCUUUCCACAAGAGGCUGAAUAAAGCUGGGAUAUUUACUGUUGAAGACUUCUUAAGACUCGUGGUUAGAGACUCCCAGAGAUUGCGCAAUAUUCUUGGAAGUGGCAUGUCAAAUAAGAUGUGGGAUGUUCUUGUAGAGCAUGCAAAGACUUGUGUUCUCAGUGGGAAACUUUAUGUGUACUAUCCCGAGGAUGAAAAGAAUGUUGGUGUUGUUUUCAACAAUAUCUAUGAGCUAAGUGGCUUAAUUGCUACUGGGCAGUACUAUUCAGUGGAAUCUCUUUCCGACAAUCAGAAGGUUUAUGUGGAUGGAUUGGUGAAGAAGGCAUAUGAAAAUUGGAUGCAUGUCAUAGAGUAUGAUGGCAAAACACUCCUAGACUUUAAGCAGAAUGAGAACAUAGUUGCUUCCCAAACUGACAAUCCAAUUUGUCAAGAAGAUUUUUUGAACUCUUAUGAUCAUCAGGUUACUUUACCAACGCUAUCAGUUCCAGUUCCUCCAGAGCAGCCUGCUAUGGAUUCAGGUCCUACAGUUGGAGGUUAUAAUAAUAAUAUGGCUGCAAGAUUCUCAAUGCAAGCACAGAAUGAAAAUAUCAAUACGCCUUUUCAAUUUGAUGCUGCUUCAAUGCCUCUACAGAACCCUUUACCGAGUACUUCGCAGCAAAAUCAGUUUUCAAGAAGUGACAGUUUACUGGCGCUUGCUCCACCGCAAUCAUCUACAUCGAGCUUCCAAGGUGUCUGUACACCAAAUGUUACUUCAUAUAGGGGAUCUGAGGACUUCUUCCCAGAGGAGGAUCUUCGAGUGAGAAGUAAUGAGAUGCUUGAAAAUGACGAUAUGCAGCACCUUCUUCGUAUCUUCAACAUGGGAGGUCAGGGCCUUUCCUCCCUUAAUAUGGGUGAAGAUGGGUACCCUUACCCGUCAUCAUAUGUACCUGCCCCAUCUCCAAACUACAGUUUCGGUGAUGAUCAAUCUCGUUCAUCUGGCAAAGCAGUCAUUGGAUGGCUAAAGCUCAAGGCUGCUCUAAGAUGGGGCAUCUUUGUCAGGAAGAGAGCUGCUGAAAGGCGGGCACAGCUUAUAGAGUUGGAUGAUCCCUAAAAUUUGGCCUGUGGCCAGGUUUCGGUAAUCAACUUUCUGAAUUCCUGCAAGUUCCUCUCUAACUCGAUUAGAGACUGGUUAUCAGUUUGCAUGACUGGCUAGAGUCAUUUUAUUCGAGGUCCUGCUGUAUAAUCCUCGCAUUUGGUGACCGCCGUCACUGUAGAGUUUUUUGCUGUAUAGUUAGCAUAUAUGAUCUCUUAACAGUUGUUCUAUAGUUACCUUCUUGGCAAAGAUGAUUGACAGGGCUGUUUAAUUGGUGGAAUUCUCUAUUGUGUCGGUGGAGAAACGUCUUAUCUUAGUAGGGCACUUCCUGAAGCAAGGAAAGCUUAGCAUGGGCAUUUUAAUUUCCGCAUUUUUAGAAAGUAGAUAGGGUAGAAUCUGAGGCUACUUUUAGCCACGAUUGGCUAGUACAUUUUAUAUAUGCUCUGUGUCAUUCGAGGUACAACAUGAACGAAUGGCGUAUGAUUGUUGUUCCUUUGUAACAUUAAAAUAAUUGCUGGUUGUAGAGACGAAGUACCUGUUCAAAUCUAUUCUCUUUCAGUUUA